Oldenlandia corymbosa var. corymbosa is the source of this 579-nucleotide messenger RNA. The record is from the annotation of a GenBank genome assembly. Lineage: Eukaryota; Viridiplantae; Streptophyta; Magnoliopsida; Gentianales; Rubiaceae.
AUGGGGAAAAGAAGAGACCGAGAUAAUCCAUGCGACGUCUGUGGGCAUUACCACAAGUACGAAGAAGGAGAAGUCUGCGGCGUUUGCGGCCACCAUAUGCCGGUGGCGGCGGCCGGCGGCGGAAACUCAUCGUCAAGUGUUUUUCCCUCCGAGAUCCUGCCGGAGUUUCUCUAUCUGGGCAGCUACGACAACGCCGCCCGCGCCGAAUUCCUAAAGAUGCAAGGGAUUUCUCAUCUUCUCAAUACGGUUCCAUCUUGUCAAAAUUUGUAUUUAUCCACUUUCACGUAUCAUGGUCUUCAAGAUCCCGAGGACCAAAAGUUGCCCUUUGAAGAUGCGAUUCAGUUCUUAGAACAAUGCGAGGCGGAAAGAGCCCGCGUUCUCGUGCACUGUAUGUCCGGGAAGAACCGGUCUCCGGCCGUCGUGAUUGCUUACUUGAUGAAAAGCAAAGGAUGGGGAUUUGAUCAGAGCUACCAGUUUGUGAAGGAGAAGAGACCUUCGGUUGAACUAACCGAAGCUGUCCGCCAGCAACUGAAGGAGUUUGAGAUGAAGGUUUUCGGAACUUUAAUCUUAUAUAGUUGA